This is a messenger RNA of Austrofundulus limnaeus, 1941 nucleotides long. RefSeq names its product acyl-CoA dehydrogenase short/branched chain (gene acadsb). Gene Ontology annotation, molecular function: acyl-CoA dehydrogenase activity; flavin adenine dinucleotide binding. NCBI's taxonomy places the organism in Eukaryota, Metazoa, Chordata, Actinopteri, Cyprinodontiformes, Rivulidae. The transcript has 12 exons. Bases 141 to 1439 code for a protein of 432 amino acids. Gene Ontology annotation, cellular component: mitochondrion. The record is from RefSeq and is a predicted model, not a curated record.
GCUCGGUUGUUUCCUUUGCUCCACAAACGGAGCCCGAGAUCAUGUUGACGUGCUGAGUUUGCUGGGUCAGGUUCCGUACUCCCGUGAACGCAGCACUGCAUAGCCCUCUGCUCCGUCGCGUAAACAUUUCACAGCAAACCAUGGCUGCGCCGUUAAGUAGGAUUGUUGCAAAGUCCCUCAGACAGAUCCCUCGUCCAUCAUGGAGAACUUGCCAGUCUGGAGUCRGGAGCAGGGCCAUUUCUUCCCCAGCUGUGGAAUCCCAUCAAGCAAGUGGAGUGUUCUCCUUUCCUCCUCUUCAAACAUAUUCAGAGGAGGAGAGCAUGAUGAGAGAAGCAGUGAAGAAAUACGCACAGGAGCGCAUCGCCCCCCUUGUGUCAAAGAUGGAUGAAAAUUCUGCCAUGGAUGAAGAAGUCCUGAAGUCCCUCUUUGAGCAGGGACUCAUGGGAAUUGAAAUAGACCCAGAGUACGGUGGCACCGGCUCCUCAUUUUUCUCCUCCAUCCUGGUUAUUGAAGAGCUGGCGAAGGUGGAUCCCUCUGUGGCUGUGCUUGUUGACAUCCAAAACACACUCAUCAAUGUACUGUUUGCUAAACUCGGAACCCCAGCUCAGAAAGAAAAAUACCUGAACCGACUGUCAACAGACAUGUGUGGAAGCUUCUGCCUCUCUGAAGCAGAGUCAGGGAGUGAUGCCUUUUCUCUGAAGACGCGCGCUGAAAAACACAAGGACUAUUACGUAAUCAACGGAUCCAAAAUGUGGAUCAGUAAUGCAGAGCACGCAGGAGUUUUCCUCGUCAUGGCUAAUGUGGAUCCUUCUGCUGGAUACAGAGGCAUUACCUGCUUCAUCGUGGACCGGGACACUGAGGGACUUGAGAUUUGCAAGAAGGAGAACAAGCUUGGGCUGCGAGCAUCCUCCACCUGCCCCCUCAACUUUGACAACGUCAAGGUACCAGAGAAAAACAUUUUAGGAGAACUCGGUCAUGGAUACAAGUAUGCCAUCGGUAUGCUGAAUGAGGGCAGGAUUGGCAUUGCGGCACAGAUGCUUGGACUGGCACAGGGUUGCUUUGACCACACCGUUCCUUACACCAGACAGAGAGUACAGUUUGGAAAACGUAUCUUUGACUUUCAGGGCAUGCAGCAUCAAAUAGCCCAUGUAGCGACACAGAUUGAAGCAGCGCGGCUGCUGACAUACAACGCCGCUCGCCUGAAGGAAGCUGGCAGACCUUUCAUUAAGGAGGCCUGCAUGGCUAAAUACUUCACAUCUGAGGUUGCAACCCUGACCACAUCUAAAUGUAUUGAAUGGAUGGGAGGAGUAGGCUUCACUAAAGACUACCCCAUAGAGAAAUACUACAGAGACUGUAAAAUCGGAACCAUUUAUGAGGGCACGACAAAUAUCCAGCUAUCCACUAUGGCCAAGUUUAUUGAUAAGGAAUACGACCACUGAAAACAUCCAACCACAAACGGAUUAUUCUCACUUUUCUGCUACACUCAUGUGUUUGUUUUUCUCUCUUAGUUAAAUUUUAGGCGUUUUAUUUCUGGUUGAGCUUUGUGCUCUUGUAAGCUCUAGAUCUAAAGAACKUGGCUCUUCUUCUGUUCAAGUCUAAAAAUUGCCUUUACUGCAACAUGUCUUCCAUAUUUGUUGUGAAUUUAUUAUGUCUGGCAGAAAGUUGUGUAGGACUCACURAUUCUUAUGUUGCAGAUGGGAAGAUAUCAAGUGAACGGUUCUGACAAGGAUAGUCUUUUAAUGAUGCUGCGCCUUCAGAAGAUUUGCAGUAAAUGAGAAGUUCAUGAUGUCAUUGCAGGACACUAUCUAACUGGAUUAUUGCAGUUCACUCACUCCUCUUCACCCUGUAGUGUACUGUACAGUGAUUUCUUUCACGUCACAGCAAUGUUUCUCUGUAAAGAACAAUCUGUCUACAUUAAAUUUAAAAAUUACCACAGUGUGA